Molecule: messenger RNA, 2121 nt
Organism: Chironomus riparius
Lineage: Eukaryota; Metazoa; Arthropoda; Insecta; Diptera; Chironomidae
Source: the annotation of a GenBank genome assembly
AUGAAAGUCACAGUAAUACUAGCUGUAAAUUGCUUUGCUUACCUUUCAAUCGCUUUACUUAAUCCUGAACAAGCAAUUUCAAAGAUGUCUAUUAAGGAUAGCAUUAGAGAAUGGGAAUGGUUAAGUAAUUACCUAGCAACAUCAAUGAUAAAAAGUAAAAUCAUGAAAGACAAUGGGAAAUUAGAAGUUGCAAUAUUUCUUCUAAAUCAACCACAUCAAAAUCAACUUUACGAAGGUUUUCAGUCAAGUUUUAGUAAAUUUUCAAAAGAAAACAUCGUAAUCUCCAGCAUGUCAUUUCCUAAAUUGAGGAGAGAUUUAAGAGCAGAUUUUGUCCUAAUUUUGACAACACCAGAUCCAUUGGAUUACAAACAUCUAGUUGAAAAUGGAUUUAAAGUUAUUUUUACUAGCAAGCAAACAAGAUUCAUUAUUAUCAUCAGAGCUUGGUAUAAUUGGAAUAAAAUAUUGAGAUCGUUUUGGGUUCAAAUGAAUUUAAAUAAAUAUUUAAAUGUAUACAUAGCACUAGAAAUGGACUUUGGGAUAUUUGAUAUUUAUUACACAUCUUAUGUGAUGCGAAAUCAAAUAGCACUUGCAAAGGUCGACAGUCAAAGUGUUAGUGAAAAAUUCGUGACUAUCAGAGACACAAUAAAUGUAGCUAUUACACCAUCAUUUAAGAUUCUUACUUACGAUUCAUUUCCUACGUCAUUCAUUGAAAAUUUCAAAAUUAAAGGAGUCGAUGGAUAUUUAAUUGAUGAGUUUGUUAAGCAACUCAACACAUCUUACACAAAUGUACAUACUGGAAAUAAAAAUCCAACAGUUUCUAUGCUUCUUUCAUAUUUAUCCACAUCAGUUGAUAUUUGUUUAUGUGCGCAGUAUAACAUUGAAAGUAAAAAUCUAGAAAGUGUAUGGCUUAAUGAAAUUGAUGGCGUAUGCUUAUUAGCACCAAGAAUCAUUCAGGUUAGCUCAUAUGAUAAUUUCACCGUCGGAAUAGAUCAACCAACUGUUGUUCUAGCAAUAGCUUCUGCAAUAUUGGUAUUAAUCUGCUGGAAGAUCAUCUCAAUACAUUCAGAGCAUCGAUUAUCAACUUUAGCAAUGAUGUUUGCAAUUGCAAAAUUGGCAUUAUUUAGUGGAGUUGAUGGCUUGAAUCGAAUGAAUCUUAAGGAAAAGUUGUUGCUGUUUUCAUUCAUAUUUGCGUCAUUCUUCCUGCACAACAUAUACGAAGGCUCUGUGUUGUCAUUUAUGAUGAGAGAUCCUUCUGUUAGAUCAGCAAGUGAUAUUGAAGAAUUAAACAACAGCGAUACCAAGUUCUACUCAUAUUAUUAUGAUGAAACAUCUUCUUCGAAAUUUCCUCAAAUUCGCAAAGAUUUGAUUAUGAAUAUUUUUGAUCCAGAAGGCUCAGUAUCACUCAACCUGCCUAAUGAUUUUGAUGAGAACUUGGUCUAUAUGGUUACAUGUGGAUUUGCUGAAAAUUUCGUAAAAUCGUCCAAAAACUUUCUUAAUAAUCGACGACAGUUUGAUACUAUAAAAAUAACUCAAUCCUAUCGACGUUUUACAAUCCGAAAUGGAUUCAUAUUCUCAGACGAGUUUUCAAGAUUAGCUGCAUUAUCUUUAGAAUCUGGUAUCCGUAGCUAUUGGACAAUGGAGACUUAUCGGUUAUCGGGAGGAUUCAGUAAUGCUGUCAAUUAUAGAAAUGACUUAGGAAGAACUUUUAUUAAGUUUGAAGAUUUGGCGUUUCCACUUAUUGUUUUCCUUGUUGGAAUUUCUGUGGCAUCUUUCGAGUUUAUCGCUGAAAUUGUAAAAAAUCAUUUUAUGCUUUUACAGUUAAGGAGACUAAUGGUUGCUCCAAAACCUACCAUUCAAGUAAACAAGACAGCACCAAACUUACAAAAAUGGAUAAUUAAAUACAUUAAGAAAGAUUCAAGAUGUUUAAAAAUCACUAAAGAAUUAAAGUCAAACGAAGAUAUAUCAAAAAUCUUGAAAAAUAAGAAGCGAGAUAUUAUGAAGAAUGCGAAAUUCCAAGAAGGAAAGUUAAAAGGUGGAUAUUUAGUUCCAAAGAGGCUGAAACAGAGAAGAAUAAUUGGAGUGAUUCCAAAACAAUCAGACACAAAUGAAACUAAGAUCUAA